CGUGACGAGUCAAGCUUCAGGGUUUUCGUUGGGUCUUCAUGUUGGGUUUGAGGAUGUGGAAUUAAGUUUUAACAAGACUUCUAAUGUAGUUCUUUUCCGAGUAGGCCCUUCGUCAUAGGGCUGUGCAUCCAGACCGUCGAAAUCUGUUGACUUGUCGGUACGAUGACGGGAACCCGAACUCAUCUUUACCAGCGUGGUACAUUUCGGAAAUGCCGGUUAACUUCGAGUCGAUUGGGUUUCAUUCUGAUUGUUCUUAGCUUUAUUUGGGGAAUGUAUCUCAUUCAAGUGCAACUGAAUGAAAGACAAUCGCAGUCUGAAUACUUAAAGGAGAAAAUUAUUGCAUUAUCGAAGGAAUACAUCGAUGCAGUCGCGAAGGAGAAAGGCUUACAUUCAUCGGAGUUAGGAACUAAUGGGGAAGUUGAAGUCCGUGAGAUGAAAAAGGCUACUGCAAUUCUUCUUCAAAAUAUGCUAUCAAGGAUAAAGAAUCUUGAGAAACAAGUUGAAAAUGUGAUCAUAAACAGUACUUCGGAAUUCCAGCAUCUCACAAAAGCCAUCAAGUCCCUAAACAGAACAAUCAAUAAUAUUACAAGAGUAUCAGAAGAGGAAGGCUGUUACAUCCCAGAUAACCCUGCAUAUCCUGAAUGUGGCAAAAAAGUAAAUUGGAUUAGAGAGCACUGGAAAUCAGACCCGAAGUUUAUUAAACAUGGUGUGAAUGACAGUUUAUGUUCUAUCCUCAAUUAUCUCAGUGAGGUUGAGCAUUGGUGUCCCAAAGAUUAUAAAGGUCAUAAAAGAAAAUCAGAGGUGGAGAAAUGUGUCAUUCCAUCUGAUCCUGCCUUUCCACACUGCAGCGAUAAAGUCCAGUGGAUGCAGAACUUCUGGCAAUCUGACAUGAGGUACGCCGGUCACGGGGUGGAUGGAAGUCUUUGUUCAUUUCUGAAAUAUCUGAGUGAGGUGGAGAAUUUCUGUCCCUUACGUAGUGGUGGACAUGUGAGUAAUGACUGUGAAAUCCCAACUGACAAGAAGUUCCCAGAGUGUCCCAGCAAAAUUGCUUGGAUGAGGCAGUUCUGGAAAACUGAUAAGUGCUACAAAGAGGACCAUGGUGUCAAUGGAAGUAUCUGCUCUUUUAUUGUUUAUUUAAGUGAGGUGGAGAGAUGGUGCCCUUUAUUGCCAGGAAGAAGAGUGCCAAGUGAUUUACCAAAAUUAAACCAAUUGGCUGAUGUCACAAGGACAAAUGUACAAAGCCUUUUGAAUCUCUUAACGGAUGAAAAAGGUCUGAAAUUUCGUUGGAUUAAAGCAAGGAUUGUACAGAUGUGGCCUCAUUGGCAAACAGCAUUUUCAGCCUUAAAAAUCAAAAGAGAUUUCUCAAAAACAGUUAAAAAGAAGAUUUUAAUCCAUAUUGGACUGUUGUCAAAUGAAAACAAGCUUCACUUUGCCGAAGAGGCUGGCAAAGGUGGUCCGUUAGGGGAGCUGGUUCAGUGGAGUGACUUGAUAACUUCCCUUUACAUCCUUGGACAUGAUAUCACAGUCACUGCUGAUUUGCUCUCUGCAACAAGCGUGAUUGGGAAUAUUGUCAGCAAGAAGUUGUGUCCCCAGAAAUUGCCAAAUGAUGUGGAUCUUUUGUAUACAGAUUACAUUGGCCUCAAAGAACUAAGCACAAAAAUUGGUACUCUGUCUCCACAGUUCUUGUGCAAACUGCGUGUGGUGGACUCAUUUGGAACUGAAGCUCAGUUCAAUUUUAAUCUUUACAAGGAAAAACUCCCUGGAGGAUCUGUAGCACCUUUUGGACGAUACAACUUAAACUUGCGGCAAUUUCAGACCAUGUUCCCCCACAGUCCAGACAACACAUUUCUUGGCUUUGUUGUGAAUGCGCAGCCACCAGUAAAAAACACAGUCAGAAAGUCCAGAAGAAAAGCAAAAGCUCUCGUCUAUGGAAAGCAUGUCAACAUGUGGAAGGAUGUAAAAGAUAAAACCUUCCUCGAAGUCAUAAACAGAUACGUGGAAGUCCACGGCACUGUCGGGGGAGGGAAUUCGAAUGACAUUGCAAGCCAUUUGCCAAGUUUUGUGAUAAACCAUGGUGUGGUUACUCCAAUGGAAGUGCAGCAGCUCUUGAACGAGACAAUGGUUUUUGUGGGACUUGGUUUCCCGUAUGAGGGACCUGCGCCGUUGGAAGCAAUAGCCAAUGGAUGUUUCUUUAUAAAUCCGAAGUUUAUUCCACCGAAGAGUCGGGAAAACACGCUGUUUUUCAGAGACAAGCCCACGCUAAGACAGGUGACUUCGCAACAUCCCUAUUGCGAAGAAUUCAUCAGCAGCCCGUAUGUGUACACCAUUGACAUGAAAAAUGUGUCAGAGGUUGAACGAGUCAUGAAAGAAAUUAUGCUGAAAGAAGUCGAACCUUACUUACCUUUUGAGUUUACUCAUGAAGGAAUGUUAGAAAGAGUUAGUGCGUUGGUUCAAAAUCAGAAUUUCUGUAACCAUAAUAAUUGGCCUCCUGUAAAAGCCUUGGUAACUGUGAAAGGAGAGGCUGGAAAGUCGUGCAAACGAGUUUGUCUUUCUAAAGGUAUGGUUUGCGAACCAGAAUUCUUCAAGGCAAUCAACUCACGCACCUCACUUACAGAGAAUGGUUUUCCAUGUAACAACAGCCGUCUUGAGGAAGUACCAUCCCUCAUCGCGCCAGGUUACCGCGAGGAGCCUAGAGCCUGCAUUGUCCAGACCCAAUCCCUUUUGUUUAGCUGCACAGGAACGAGUCCGUCAACUAUGCGUUUAUGUCCGUGUAGAAAAUACAAAAAGGGACAGGUAGCAUUAUGUGAAGACUGUUGAUGGAAUGAAAUCUGUAAUUUCGUAACGAUAUAUUUAUAAUUAAUAUUUUCAAAUUAAUUUGAUAAUAUGUUAAGUAGUUUUCUAAGAUUAUUUCAUAACUCCACUUUUAUCUGGUUUAUUUAUAUAUUAUGCUUCAUACGUUGAAAUGUUAAAAAAAUCUUUUGUAAAUUUUCCUCUCUUGACUUUAAGUUAUUCGUUCAGUCAUCAUGUGAAGUUAAAAACUUUCGGUUUUCAAAAGGGAUAAAAUGGAUGAAUAUGUAAAAUAACUUUUUCUGUUGCAACCAUUGGUCAACCCAUGGGGUAGGAAAAGACUGGUAAGCAACCAUGGAGCACCAUUGGGCACCAUUGAGCACCAUGGAGCACCAUGGAGCACCAUGGACACGAUACGGUUCAUGCGAUAUUUCCUGUUGCACUUGAUUGAUCAAAAAUCACAACACAGAUGAAAGUGAGGAAUAUUGCCUGAUAUUUCAGUUUUAUACAUGUACGUUCAUUUUUUCAUUUGUUUAAAUUUGUAAAAAAUAUAAUUUAUAAAGGUUACGAGGAGGUGGACGUUGAGAGUUUUAGUGUAAAUUCUGUUUAAGCAGUUUUUUUUAAGGACAGGGUAUUUGCAGCGAAGCCCUUUGAAUGCCUGGUUAUACAUUACCAAAGAGACCUCGUUAGCUUGUAUGUUUUGUUUACCCAUUUCAGGUCUCAUGGGAAUUCCCAGCUUUACCUUUUGUAAACUAUGUGUUCAUAUGCGCGUAAAUAAGAGGAAACUCUGUGGAAACAGUAUUCUUGAGUUUUGUCACAUGACCUGAAUGGAUUAAAAAAACAUUCAAGCUAACGUGUUUUUGGAUCUUGCUUAUUAAUGUGAGUAACUGUACUUAAAUGUAGGUAAAUCCACAGAUGUAUUAAACCUAAGUCAGCAAUGUAAGUAAGUAAACAAGGUUAUUAAAUACUUUUGUAAAUAUAUUUUUUUUCUUGUAUAGUGAAUUUAAUAAUAUUUCUAAAAAGUUAAUGAGCAAAUAUAUUGUUAAGAUAGAUUUUAAAAAAAUUGACAUAAUAACCCUUGGUAAAGAACGUGUUCUGUCGGUGUCUACCAUCUUGUUUCUUUUUCUACAGCAUAUGAUAUCCUCAGACAGUGUCAAUAUGUGUAAUGUGGUUCCUGUUUCCAUUUACAACCAUUGAAAGUAACAGCGUGUCACUGUACUCGGUUUUAAAUAACUGCAAGCGUGCAAACCACUCUCCUCCCCCCACCCCUGACAAAAAAUGUAUU
This is a messenger RNA of Pocillopora verrucosa, 4072 nucleotides long. Its product is annotated as alpha-1,6-mannosylglycoprotein 6-beta-N-acetylglucosaminyltransferase A. Gene Ontology annotation, molecular function: alpha-1,6-mannosylglycoprotein 6-beta-N-acetylglucosaminyltransferase activity. Gene Ontology annotation, biological process: protein N-linked glycosylation. Lineage: Eukaryota; Metazoa; Cnidaria; Anthozoa; Scleractinia; Pocilloporidae. The record is from RefSeq and is a predicted model, not a curated record. Gene Ontology annotation, cellular component: Golgi apparatus.